Molecule: messenger RNA, 285 nt
Organism: Stylonychia lemnae
Lineage: Eukaryota; Ciliophora; Spirotrichea; Sporadotrichida; Oxytrichidae
Source: the annotation of a GenBank genome assembly
AUGGAAGGAACAUAAAAUUAAAACUAAGAUCGAUAAGAGAGUAUCUAGCAAAAAUUAAGGGAAAAUCUUGAUAUCAUUGCCCUGAAACUUGUAGAUCAAAGUGGAGGUUGCGGUGCUUCUUUUGAUGCGAUUAUAGUUGCUAAGGAGUUUACAGGAAUGAGUUUGUUAAACAGGCAGAAAAGAGUUAAUGAGAUCUUGGCUGAUGAAAUUCCACAAAUUCAUGCUUUUACCAUGAAGACUUGGGAUGAAAACAAAUGGGAAAAAGAAAAGGCUAACCAUGAGUGA